This is a messenger RNA of Caenorhabditis angaria, 2391 nucleotides long. The record is from the annotation of a GenBank genome assembly. NCBI's taxonomy places the organism in Eukaryota, Metazoa, Nematoda, Chromadorea, Rhabditida, Rhabditidae.
AUGCCAUCAACAACAUCAGAAGAAUCAUCAUCUUCAACAUCAUUUGAUCCAACUUUAUUCCCGGAUAUUCAUAGAGAUGAUAUAAUUGUUGGUGAACAAUUAGGAGUUGGUAGUUUUGGAGCAGUUUUUAAAGGAACAUGGAAUAUUUCUGAUGGAAAUAUUCGAUCAGUUGCUUUGAAAAAAGUGUUUGUACUUGAAAAAGAAGCUGAAAUAUUAUCAAAAAUUCGGCAUAAAAAUAUUAUUCAAUUUUAUGGAAUUUGCAAAACCACUUCGGAUUUUUUCAUUGUUACGGAAUGUGCUGAAAGGGGCAGUUUAUAUGAUCAUAUUCAUUCGGAUAAAUGUGGAUUCGAACAUUGUUUUGAUGGUUUAAUUGGAUGGGCAUUACAGGUAAAAUUAUUGGAAUAUUUUUGAAAUAUCAAUAGGGUUUUUAUAGAUUGCAAAUGGUAUUCAAUAUUUACAUAAUGAUGCGGUUGAUACAAUAAUUCAUCGUGAUUUAAAAUCAAAAAAUGUUGUGUUGGAUGCUAAUUUGAUUUGUAAGAUUUGUGAUUUUGGAACAUCGAAGGAUUUAACACAUUCUUGCACAGCUCCAACUUGGGGAGGAACAGCUGCCUGGAUGAGGUUAAUUUAUUUUUGAUUUUCAAAUUUGAAAAAAAAAAACGUUAUAGUUCAGCCCUGAAAUGAUAAUGCAAUCAGAGGGAAUUACAACCGCCACUGAUGUUUGGAGUUAUGGAGUUGUUUUAUGGGAAAUAUUAUCGAGAGAAGUUCCAUUUAAGGAAUAUACUGAAUUUCGAAUUUAUUCAAUUGUAACACAACAAGGAAUAAAUUUGGCGAUACCUGAUAGUUGUCCACUUCCAUUGAAAAAUAUUAUGUUGAAUUGUUGGAAAAUGCAACCAAAAGAAAGAAUGAAAAUGAAACAAAUUGUUGGAGAAUUGUCGAAAAUUGAAGGAGAUGUUGUUUUGGAAUUGGAAGAUUGGAGAAUUGAGAUUGAAAAUCAAACAAAGAAUGUUGAAAAGCUACGGAAAGAUUUAGAAAAAAGAAAAGAGAAGUUGGAAAUUCGAGAAAAAGCGUUGAAUCAACGAAUAAAAGUUGAACAAGCUGUGAUGGCUUCAGCAAGACAUCCACCACAAGAUGUUCAACAAUGGAGUGAACAUCAUACAUCACAUUGGAUUGAAAAUAUAUUAAAUAAAUCUUUGUCUGGAGAUCAACGAUUUUUAGAUCGAGUUAAUGCAGCGGUUUUUCGAAAUCGAAUCACUGGCGCAAGACUUCUAGAAAUUACUCAAAACGAUUUGGAACAUCUUGGAGUUUAUAAAUUGGGAAGUCGAAUUGAUGUUAUGAAAGCAAUUGGAAGAUUAAAAGAUCAACAAAAAGCUUUGCAUAAUUUUCCAACACUUGAAGUUGCCAUGAAAAAAGAUUCACAAACUGUAAGAAUUUUUAUUUGUGUAUUGUGUUGAAAGAAAAAUAUUUUUUCAGAAAUCUAGAAGUCCGGGAAAAAUUCCAUCAAAUAUAACACUUGUUUUGCUUUUGGGUGUUUAUAUAAGAAAAAUUGAUGAGAAUCGGAGAAAACUGAAGUUUUAUGUGGAUUCUGAUUGGGGUGAAACAUCGAGUGAUUUGAAAUCAAAAUCAACUUCUGCAUUUAUCAAAACUGUUUGUUUUUCUGUUCUGGACGAUUACACAAAGGUAAGUGCUUUUGAAACAUUCUCAAGCCAGAGGAUUAUUCUUGUAGAAACCAAUCCACGAGCCAGCCUGUUCAAUUUCUUCCGGAAUGACUUCGAAUCCCGAUUGGAUUACUGUAGAAAACAUUCAAAGAACAACAAUUCGAGUGGUUGCAAGUGUUUAUUUUGCCGACAGUGUUGUAUGUUACGAAAUAAUUGAAAAUUUAUGAUUCACAAGGUAAAAAUAAUAUUUUCAGGCGAAUCCUCGAGAAAUUGAAAUUGUAGAAGUUGUUGACAAUCUAAAUGAAAGCCGGAUUCUACAAGAGAAACAAGUUGUUUUGAAGUUUCAUCGGGAUAAUUCAUCGUCUUCUUCAACUUCGACUGAUUCUGGAUUUGUUCAUCAUGUGAGUUGGAUUCUAUUCAUUCCUGUUUUCACACAUUUUACACUGUGUUUCAGACCACAAGUACUCCACAAUUACGAGGAUUCUGGCACAAGAAAAUGAAUAAUCUGAAACAUGGUUUAACUGAAACUGAAUUAUCACGAUUACAAGAAAAUAUGAAACAAUUAGAAGUUCCGAGUGGAAUUGCUGUAACCGGUCGACGAAGAACAUUCACACAUUUGGAAGAAAAUGAUGACGAUACCAAAAAAUCGAAUGAAAAUCUAUUGAAACCUCCGCGAACUCGUCAUCCUCGACCAAAAAGCAAAGACCUUCAUCUUCGAAAACCAAAGUUUACCUAA